UUUGUCUUCCCUUUCUUCCUUUUUUCCCCUUUUUGCUUUUUUCCUCCAGCUGUGCUUCCUGUGUCUUCCGCAUUGAGUGUCCCUGCUGCCUUAGGGCAGCCUGAACCUAUCCUUCCCCCUCCUUGCUCUCUAGCACCCCAGCAAUGCCCUGUGGCAACCCCUAACCAGCCUUCUCCAUUCCUUUCUCCCUCUGCUAUUGCCUCAACCCCUUUUGAAGCUCUUUUUCCCCAGUCAUUCUCUGAAACAGCCCUGCCUUUGGGAGCUGCCCCUGACACACCAGCUUUCCUACCAAACCUAGUAGGACCUCCCAUCUCCCCAGCUGCCUUAGCUCUGGCCUCUCCCAUGAUAACUCCAACUUUGAAAGGUGCCCAUUGCUCUUCAGCUCCCUUGGCUCUUGUUGCCUUGGCUCCCCACUCAGUUCAGAAGAGCUCUGCAUAUCCCUCUAACCCUCUUAGUUCACCACCUACAGUUGCUAUGCCUGAGUCAGGGUCAGUGACAUCUCUGUCAGCUCCCAUUGCUUCCUCAGAACCAAAGGUCUCUCCUGUUCAAGCUUCCUCUCAAGUAGCCCCUAAUCCAAAAGGUACUCCCAUCCUUCCAGGUACAGUCAGUGCUGUUCCUUCCAAUCUCAUAACUCCCUUGGCCUCUGGUCAAUCUGGAGUUGCCUCAUGUGCCCAGAUACCACCUGUUACUCCCCUAGCCAUCACUUCCCCUCAGGUCGAAGGUACUCCUAUUUCCUCACCUCUGACUUCUCCACAAAACCCUCUAAGCCUCAGCCUAAAGGGACCCCUUAGUCCACCUGCUGCCUCAUCUCUUUCAACCCAGUCUGUUCCUGUGGCUCCCAAUGUCCCCCCAGUUUUCCUCACUUCUCCGGGCUCUCAUCUUGCACCUUUACAUCAGAGUUGUGUUGGUUCUGCUAUUCAACCUGUAGGUCAAACAGGCAUUAAUGUCCUGUCAGAUUCUAUAGUGAAUACCACUUCUGUAGAUCAUUCUUCCAUAGGGGCCUCUUACCCUUCUCAGCAAGCUGUAAUUCUUUCCCUUCCUUCCAGAAAUGAGGUGAUUCCUGAUGCUGUGGCCGCUUUUCCAGUAGAGGCUCCAGCUUCCCCUCUGGCUCUGUCUGUUGACAAAGGCCCCUCUACCAUCACUGACAUAGCUUCCUACAGCCCUUCUGGUUCCUCAAAUGCAGCUGUCUCUUUUCCCUUAUCUCCUACACCCUCUCUAAAUCUCAAAGGCUCUCCUAAUGCUUCUGUUCAGCAGCCUUUGGUGGCCCAGAUAUCUCCUGGUUCUCCAGGGAGUCCAGGCUCAAAAGAAGCUCCUGUUUCUUCUGUUGGAACCACCUCACUUGUGGUGAUUAAUCCCUCUACAAUUUCUGUAGUACCUCCUACUUUUGAGGUGGCUACUUGUGUGUCUCCUCCAAUUUCAUCUGGUCCCGUAAGUAGUAAGGACUCAGCUUCCUAUACUGCCUUGGCUAUGGCACCUGUGACUCCCAAAGAGCCUCCUACUCCUCAAGUAACAACCACUCUGGGGAUACCAGUCUCUCCUCUUCCAGUGCCCAAGGAUCCCAAAAGUCUCUCUGCUUCACUAUUGGUAAAGUCCCCAACACAAAAAGAUCUCCAAACUGUACCUGCCUCUCCUGUGGGAGCCCCUACUUCACCAACCCAGGUAGGACUCCCUACCAAGAAAGACCCUACUCUGUUACCAUUGUCCUUGGCAGGCCCUAAAAAUCCCCCCUCUCUGCAAAGUGUAUCAUCUUCUCUGGAGGUAUCUCUUCUUCCUGAAGCCAUUUUAGCAAAGAAAAGCCUUGUAGAGCCUCUGCCUGUAGAUAAGCCAGCCUGUACCUCCACUCCUCUGGGUGUUAUUUCCCCAACCCCUAUAAUCAAGACAGAUCCGUAUGCAAGCCCAGACCCCUCUACUCUGCUUCUCAAAAGUUCUCUCACUACCCCAGUUGUAGCUACAUUUCCUUUGGAACAUGCUGCCACUUCUGGGGCGGUUCCUACAACUGCCAAAGGAACCUCCACUCCUACAACUACAGCCAGCCCUUUUCUAGAAGGAGCUAUCUCUUUAGCUCCUAAAGGCCACCCAACCAAAAAGGGUACUUCAACUCUUACUACUUCACCGUUGGUUCCUCCCACGUCUGAAGGUUGUCUGGCGGCUCCAGCUGUGACUGUAUCCCCACAAAAUGUUUCUGCUUCUCCAGCUACCUUGGCACUGGCUUCUGCGAUUUCCAAGUCCGAGCCCUUUCCCUCUCUUCCCCCACCUGCUGGUGCAAAGAAAGUUCAUGGUAUUUCUCAUACCUCCACAUUGGCACCUGUGGCUUCCUCUCCUGAAGGGUACCCAACUGAGGACUCUCGUGUUUCUGUUACUGCAUCUUCGAAAGGAACUUACCUUGCUGACUCUUCAUCUCCUUUAGGGACUAGUGUGUCUCCUCAGACUAAAAGAUCUCCAACCAAGAAGGAUUCAGCUACUCCUACUACUACCAUAACUGUUGCUUCGGUUUCUAAAAAUAUACCUGCUAUCCCUGAUGCUCCUGCUGGAAAUCUCUCAUUCCCUGUUUCUCCAAUUGAAGCUUCAGUUCUUCCAGAGGCUGAUCUUUCUUUUCAAGUCCCGAAAGGUUCACUGGCCAAGAAGCAUUGCCCCACUCCUCCAUCCCCCAAAGAGACUCCCACUUCCCCAGCUCUGGCUUCUCCCUACAAACAGGGGCCAGCAACUCCAUUCCCUAAAGAGACCCCCACUUCUCCAGCUAUGACUCCUUCCCCCAAAGGAGCCCCAGCAGUACCAUUCCCUAAAGAGUCCCCAGCUACCACACCUCCCAAAGGGGCCUCUACUCCCUCAGCUGUGGCUCCUCCGUCCCCAAAAGUAGCUCCAGCAACCUCAUCCCCUAAAGAGACCCCCAAACUUCCAGCUAUGACUCCCUCCCCCAAAGAGGCCCCAGCAACUCUAUGCCUCAAAGGAGCCUCCACUCCUCCUGCUGUGGUGCUUCCUUUCUCCAAAGCAGCCUCAACAUCUUCAUCCCCCAAAAAGUCCCCAGCUGCCCCACCCACCAAAGGAGCCUCAGCCACUCCAUCUCCCAAAGUGGACCCCACUCCUUCAGCUGUGACUCCUUCCUCUCCCAAAGGAACCCCAGCAACCCCGGCCCCCAAAGAAACCCCUAAACCACUAACUAUGGCUCCCUCCCUCAAAGGAGACCCCACUCCCCCAGCUGUAGCUCUUUCCCCUAAAGGAGUCUCAGCAACUUCACCCCCCAAAGAGUCUCCGGCUGCCAUACCCACUAAAGGGGCCUCCACUCGCCCAGCUAUGGCUCUUUCUCCCAAAGAGGCCUCAGCAACUCCAUCUCCCAAAAGAGCCCCGGCAAUUCUGUCCCCCAAAGGGGCCUCUACUCCCUCAGCUGUGACUCCUUCCUCCCCCAAAGGGACCCCAGCAACUCUGUCCUUCAAAGGAAUCCCCACUCCCUCAGGUGUGGCUCUUCCUUCCAUCAAAGGAGCCUCAGCAACUUUGUCCCCCAAAGAGUCUCCAGCUACCCCACCUGCUAAAGGUGCCUCUACUCCCCCAGCUAUGGCUCCUUCCUCCCCUAAAGGAGCCCCAGCAACCCCAUCCCCCAAAGGGGCCCACACUCCCUCAGCUAUAGCUCCUCCCUCUUCCAGAGAAUCCCCAGAAACUCCAGCCCUUGAAAGAGCACCAGCUAGCACAUCUCCCAAAAAAGCCCCCACUCCCUCAUCUGUGAAUGCUCCUUCCCCCAAAGAGUCCCCAGCAACUCCAUCCCCCAAAAGAGCCCCAGGAACCUCAUCCUCAAAAGGGGUCCCUACUCCUUCAGCUGUGGUUCCUCCCUCCCCCAAAGAGUCUCCAGCCUCAGAAACUCCAUCCCCCAAAAAGCUCUCAGCUACCCAAGCCCCCAGAGGGGGCCCAGCAACCCCAGCCUCCAAAGAGGCCCCUAUUUCCUCAGUUUCAGUCACAUGUCCCUUAGGGUCCAUUGUCCCUCAGGCAUCUAAAGGGCCCUCCAUAAAGAAAGGCUCCACAGCUCUCAAAGCAGAACUUGUUGCCCCAACUUCAGAAAGUGUACCAGUUGUCACAGCUCCCACUCAGAAAGGCUCACCAGCCAAGAAGAGUUCACUUUCUGUGUGCCCAAAUCCUUCAGCUAAGAAUGGUACUGAAGGACCCCUUUCUCCAGUAGCUCUUGCCCCUCUUCUGGCAGUCUCUGCUCAGAAAGGCACUUCUCCAAAAGCUCCAAAAGCCCUCCCUAUUUCUGCCUUAAAAGGCAAAGAUUCUUUUCAUUCUCCAAAGGGUCCCAUGGCUCCUCCUGAGUCUGAGACAUCUACCCCUCUAGCAGCAGCUGCCUCUGAGAAGGUCCUUCCUAAAGCUGGAUCAGCAUCUCUCUCUCCAGCACCCACCCCAUCAGUCUCUCUGCCUCUUGCUCCCUCCCCAGUUCCCCCUCUGCUUCCUAAACAGCAACCUCUGCCGUCCUCACCUGGGCUGGUGCUGGAAUCACCCUGUAAACCCACAGCCCCUGCUGAUGAGGAUGAGCUGCCACCUCUGAUUCCCCCGGAACCAAUCUCGGGGGGAGUGCCUUUCCAGUCGGUUCUCAUCAACAUGCCCACCCCCAAACCUGCUGGGAUCCCUGCCCCAGCCCCCUCUGCCAAGCAGCCUGUUCUGAAGAACAACAAGGGUAUUUGACUUGGUUUGCCGUGUGCAUGGUGUGUCGCCCACACCCCUCUUGGGGGCUACCCACCAGUACUAACCCUAGGAUGCGCCGCUUUCUCCAGAUAUAUCUGCUUGUGUUUGGACAUAGAACAUAGAAUUAUAAUUUUAAAUGCAAAAGCUCUAGGAAUGUGAAACAGUCUUGGUUUUCAUCACCUUACAUAGUCCAUUGUGUAUCUUGUGUAAUGGGAUCUAGUCUUGAGUUCGCCAUCUUUUUUGCCUAACUGAUCUGACAUUGGAAACCAAGACCUCCUAGACCUUUAAUUUGCUCUAAUUUCUACCACAUCACUAACCUACCUUGUGCCUGGGCCUGGGAUUUGCUAAAAUAGUGGGAAACGAGUAUUGAAACUUUGAAUUUCUUUUCACUUCUUAGACUUAGUAAUGACCAGUGCCCAGGGACUUCCUAUUUUCCUAGCCUGAGAAUGGUGCAGGUGUAUGCUUUUUUUCCCUCCUCAGUAGUCUAUUGAUGCUUGGCCUUCAAUUGAGGAAAACUUAAAAUAUGUGAAUUAUGUUUGAAAGAAAUGAGCGAGGUCACAAGACAAUAAGUAGUAGAGGUGACUAUAGGUCGGCUUCAUUGAAAAUCUUUAAGCUGUAUUGAUUAGAUCAAAUUGCUAGGGUGAGUGAUUUGAAAAUAAGGCUGAAUGUGUGUACACAACUGCUUCUGGCCUCCCCCAACCCAAUUUAAAAGAUAAAGGGAAAGUGCCCUCCUUGGUCUGCCUCCACAAUGUGAUCUUAUUUUUCACUUCAGUGUUAUCUGCAAACACCUCAUCUGCCAGAACCUUUCUGAGAUGGUUGGGCUGUUGGGUAGGAUUUGGAGUUACAUAGAUCAUUGCUGUUUGCCAAGAAGGGAAAGAAGCAUUAUAGUGUAUAAACUGUUCGGCUGUAUCUAGUAAUUACCUCUCAUUUCUGGGGCUGGCUCUUUAAUAGAUGUGUACACACUAGUUUAUGAUUAAGUGGCGGGGGGGGCUGUCAAGUGAAUUCAUACAAGUCAGUUGAUUUACAUUUACAUUUAACUUUGCAAGAUCUAGCAUCAGCGAGUGUGACCUCUAAUCCAGGCAGGCCAUGGUGAAAUACCUCCUUUUUAUAAUUUCUACUAUAAAAUAGUAAAAGUUAUUUGUCA
This is a messenger RNA of Pteropus alecto (black flying fox), 5809 nucleotides long. RefSeq names its product nascent polypeptide-associated complex subunit alpha, muscle-specific form-like. The transcript has a single exon. Lineage: Eukaryota; Metazoa; Chordata; Mammalia; Chiroptera; Pteropodidae. The record is from RefSeq and is a predicted model, not a curated record. The annotation marks the transcript as partial.